Molecule: messenger RNA, 1087 nt
Organism: Oncorhynchus tshawytscha (Chinook salmon)
Lineage: Eukaryota; Metazoa; Chordata; Actinopteri; Salmoniformes; Salmonidae
Exons: 6
Coding region: 115-1065 (316 amino acids)
Source: RefSeq, a predicted model, not a curated record
CGAAUAAGUUGUUUCACAAAGUCACAACCUAGGACUGAUAUUGACCUCUCAUUUAUCCACCAGAGCGUGAAAUGGGAGGAUCCCCCGGAUGACCAAAAUAAGGUUGUGGGGAAUAUGAAGGAUGAAACAGAGACACAUGAGACCAACAAGAACAGGACUGGAGGCAAGGCUAAACGUAAGUCCAGUGGCCGUGCCAAGAAGACUUCCGUGGAGGAGGACAGCAGCAUUGGUGCAGAGUCUUCUCAGACACCCGGGUGUGGUUUCCGGGAAAGGGGAUCUAUCAUUGAGCAGCUGGAGAAGGAGGCUCAGAGGACUCUAAUGCCUUCUCUCAAGAUUGAGACAUGCUGUGCCCCAAUCCUCCUCUCCUUCCUGAGGAGUCUAACUGAUGACCAAUGGAGAGUGAUUCAGCAUGGCAUGAAAAAUAACCUCACAUUCGAGCAGCUCUCCAUGCUGUGUCUGAAGAUUGUUAAAGUCGUGACCCAGACAGCCCUCCGGAUUCUCCUACCAGCGCUAGCUCGUAUCAUGGGGGUGAACCUGAGGAGUGGGGCAACCUCCCCAGAAUCCCAGUGCUCUCUGACAGGGUCUGAGGAUUCCUUAGGCAGUCUGGAUGAGAGAGAGAAAAGGCUGCUGACCAGUGAGAUGAACUACUGGACUAAGGAGAGGAGGAGGAAUGGCAGUGCAGGGUGCCGCCAUAAAUCCACUCGCAGAACCUCAUCACCAUGCUGUUCGCCUAAGAGGUCCCAGACCUCAUUGCAGAGCUUGCCUGCAACUAGAGAGGCUCCCCUCAUGGAGGAGCCUCUAAAGGCUCUUUUUGGGGUAACGGAAGAGAGCCUCCUGAUAUCCCUGGUUGAGGGUCACUCCAACCCCACCUCCUCCAGCUCCUCCGAUUUGAGCUGUGCUAUCGUGGGAGAGGUAGUACACCAGCUUAACUCUGGCCUCUCAGUGGCCAUUCAGGCCAGCUCGGGAGUUGCCCCCUAUGGACAGUCAGGACAUAGCAGCAGGCAAGGAGGUCAUUCGGGUAGUCUCGGUGCAGAUCCUGGCCGAGCUACAGAGCCAAACGUCUGAGCCAGAGUGGGUAGGGUUUAUC